GAGGCUGAGGCAGGAGGCUCUCUUGAGCCUAGUAGUUAGAGGCUACAGUGAGGUAUGAUCCUGCCACUACACUAUAACCUGGACAGUAGAGUGAGACCCUGUCUCAACAAACAAACAAACAAAUAAACAAACAAGCCAAAAAACCAAAAAAAAAAAAAAAACAGUUUCAUGAAUAUAGGGGGAAAAACUAUCAUUUUGACAAUUUUACUGUCUGAAAAUGGGGGUAUCUAGUAUGAUCUAAUAUGAAGUUAUUGGUAGGAUUAAAAGAAAUGCAUAUGUGGAAAGCAUAUAUGCUUUAAGAAAAUAGGGCUAUAUAAAAACUGUUUCAUAAAUAGUUCCAUAUCAAACAGUAAAACUGAUACCAGUUUGAUUGCCUAAAAAAUUCACUUUAUGAGACUAUUCUCUGAGAAAAUCAUUAUUAUAGUAGAUGCAAGAGCAAUCAAUUCUUAAAUGCAAUUUUAUUAUUAGUUAUUUAAUAGCAUUUUUUAAAAGCCCCAAAUAAUAGAUUGUUGCUUUAAUUUGUGUAUUGCAACCAAGCCUACAUUUUAGACAUUCCAGUGAUGUAUAUAUAUAUAUUUAGAAGUUUUGGCUCUUAAAGGGAGUAUUUGGUGGUGGAUUUGUGCUUGGGGAAUAAGGUUACUUUUUUAAAUCAGCAAAAUGGCAAAGUUUAAACGGUUUGUAACUUAGGGAAUCUGGUCAGGGCGAACAUCCCAUCUGAUUGAGUGAGCUUUUUAAACUUUCUUCAUUCUUAAUUCCUUUUUCCUUCUCCCUUUCUGCCCCUAAAUCCUCUUGUAGCUGAAUGAGAUUACUUUUGGCUGAAACUGUUCAGUAAGUGUAGAUGUUAUGUAGGCUUUUCAAUACCUCACAUAAUAAUGGCUGUAGAAAUCUGAUUGCUUAAUAAAAGGUCUGGGUUAGGUGACUUUGAGAAGGUUAGUAAUCUCUUUGACCCUGUACUUCUACAUUUGUGUAAUAAAAUGUAGUAUUAACAAAUCAUGUGUUUGGAAAUAGUAAAAGCUCACAAAAUUUUUUUUACGUCUUUUAAUAAGAGUCGGUAAUUGGAAACAAUGUUGAUUUCUUCUGCCAGCCAAAUUUAAAGAUUCUGAAUUGCUCCAUGAAAAAGUAUUGUAAGGAAUGGCCUCAGAGCAAGAGUGUUUGCUCACAAACCCUUCUCAGUAUGUGCACAGUAAUGGUAAUUCUCUAUGUAGAGUUGGAACUAAACCAACAGGGGGUACAAACCACUCGUCACCACAAGCAUAGCAUAGGAAAGAAAAACUGCCACAUUAAAUAUUACUCCAAUAUUCUGUUUUCUUCCCAGAGGACUUCAGAUUAGAAAUUUGAGCCUUCCCUUUCUUGAGUAAAGUUUGUAAACUUUAUCUUUUUUCUUAUCCAAAUUCGUCAAAGGGAAAUUAUAAAAGCCACAAACUGAAUUUAGGAGGCACUGAUUGAUGGGGAAGGAUAAAAAUAUCUAAUUAUGUGUAGUACUUAUAGCUCAGUGAUAUCCAUGUAGGCGAUAUGAUAGACGACACUCUUUAUAUUUUUUGUAGAAAAGAUUCCAUAACAGGAGAAGCAAUUUGGAACAAUAAUAGGGCCAAUGGCGGAAGUAGAGUUAUUUUCAGACUUAGGGGUAAAACCCUAGAAAAUGACCUUGAGAGAAUAGCGCAGACUUGUGGUUGGAUGGGGAGGGAAGUUGAAGCAGGAUGGUUGUAAUAUUCUGGUCCUCCUUCUAUCUCCCUUUUCCACACUUUUGUUUGCAUUAGAAAUAUUGUCUCUAUUCACUUUCCCGUGUGCUUUACCCCUAGGAGUCGCUCAGUCACAACUGACAAGCCAUGUAUUGUUUUGCUCCAGUAGCGUCAUUGAGAUCUCACAAACUCAGUGAAAAUCCAGUCUGAGAGGGCAGCUGAGAAAUGAGAGUCAUCUUCUGUACUGUCACCUCCUCCUGCAGUUGAUAAGUCCUAGCAGAGACCAGCUGCCAGCUGUGUUUCUGAGUCCCAUGGAAAUUGCCACAGCCACCCCAGCAUCCAUCCACUACCACCUUGAUCAGUCAACAUCAGCAACAUGGGGGUAAGACCCUCUACCAACUAGCAGAAAUAUUAAGACUUGCUGAAGGCUCAGUUUCACCGGAUGUAGGGCACAGUCUGUGUGGCAAUUUUGAAUGUUGGAACAGGGAAGAGAAUCGUAAGAGUUCCUCUUCAAUUGCUAUUUUUAAUCAUUAUAGAGAAGAACACUGAACUUUGAAAAAAUGUUGGAAACCAUUGACAAAAAUCGGGCCCUGCAGGCAGCAGAGCGCUUGCAAACCAAGCUGCGUGAACGUGGAGACGUAGCAAAUGAAGACAAACUGAGCCUUCUCAAGUCAGUCCUGCAGAGCCCUCUCUUCAGUCAAAUUCUGAACCUUCAGACAUCCGUACAGCAGCUGAAAGACCAGGUAAACAUUGCAACUUCAACAACUUCAAAUAUUGAAUAUGCUCACAUUCCUCAUCUCAGCCCAGCUGUAAUUCCUACUCUGCAAAAUGAAUCAUUUUUGUUAUCAUCAAAUAAUGGGAAUCUGGAAGCACUUACAGGACCUGGUACUCCCCACAUCAAUGGGAAAUCUGCUUGUGAUGAAUUUGAUCAGCUGAUCAAAAAUAUGGCUCAGGGUCGCCAUGUAGAAGUUUUUGAGCUCCUCAAACCUCCAUGUGGAGGCCUUGGGUUUAGUGUUGUGGGACUAAGGAGUGAAAACAGGGGAGAGCUCGGAAUAUUUGUACAGGAGAUACAAGAGGGCAGUGUGGCUCACAGAGAUGGAAGAUUAAAGGAAACUGAUCAGAUCCUUGCUAUCAAUGGACAGGCACUUGAUCAGACAAUUACACAUCAACAGGCUAUCAGCAUCCUGCAGAAAGCCAAAGACACUGUCCAGCUCAUUAUUGCCAGAGGCUCAUUGCCUCAGCUCAUCAGCCCCAUAGUUUCUCGUUCUCCAUCUGCAGCCAGCACAAUUUCAGCUCACUCUAAUCCGCUUCACUGGCAGCAUGUGGAAACUAUUGAAUUGGUGAAUGAUGGAUCUGGUCUGGGAUUUGGCAUCAUAGGGGGAAAAACAACUGGUGUGAUAGUAAAAACCAUUCUGCCUGGAGGAGUAGCUGAUCAGCAUGGGCGAUUAUGCAGUGGAGACCACAUUCUAAAGAUUGGUGACACAGAUCUGGCAGGAAUGAGCAGUGAGCAAGUAGCACAGGUCCUUAGGCAAUGUGGAAAUAGAGUUAAAUUGAUGAUUGCAAGAGGUGCCAUAGAAGAACAUACGACACCCACCUCUUUGGGCAUUACUCUCUCCUCAUCCCCAUCUUCCAUGCCGGAGACACGGGUUGAUGCUUCUACUCAGAAAAGUGAAGAAAAUGAGACAUUUGAUGUGGAACUCACUAAAAAUGUCCAAGGAUUAGGAAUUACCAUUGCUGGUUACAUUGGAGAUAAAAAAUUAGAACCUUCAGGAAUCUUUGUAAAGAGCAUUACAAAAAGCAGUGCUGUUGAACAUGAUGGAAGAAUUCAAAUUGGAGACCAAAUUAUAGCAGUAGAUGGCACAAACCUUCAGGGCUUUACUAAUCAGCAGGCAGUAGAGGUACUGCGACACACAGGACAAACAGUGCACCUGACACUCCUGAGGAGAGGAAUAAAGAAGGAAGCUGAGAUCAAGUCAAGAGAAGAUGUCAUGAAAGAUGCAGAUCUGUCUCCUAUUAAUGCCAUCAUAAGCAAAGAAAAUUAUGAAAAAGAUGAAGAUUCUUUAUCUUUGAGGAGAAAUGCCAACAUAUUACCAAUUGAGGAAGGGUGUCCAUCACUACCAGCCAAGAUAGAAGCAAUAGAAGAUGCACAACAAGAAGCUGUCCUGCUGACAAAGUGGCAAAGGAUUAUGGGAAUUAACUAUGAAAUAGUGGUGGCCCACGUGAGCAAGUUUAGUGAGAACAGUGGGUUGGGGAUAAGUCUGGAAGCAACAGUGGGACAUCACUUUAUCAGAUCUGUUCUACCAGAAGGUCCUGUUGGACACAGUGGGAAGCUUUUCAGUGGAGAUGAGCUAUUGGAAGUAAAUGGCAUAACUUUGCUUGGGGAAAACCACCAAGAUGUGGUGAAUAUCUUGAAAGAACUGCCUAUAGAAGUGACCAUGGUGUGCUGUCGUCGAACUGUGCCUCCCACCACCCAAUCAGAAUUGGAUAGCCUGGACUUAUGUGAUAUUGAGCUAACAGAAAAGCCUCAUGUAGAUCUAGGUGAGUUCAUUGGGUCCUCGGAGACAGAGGAUCCAGUGCUGGCAAUGACGGAUGUGGGUCAGAAUGCGGAGGAGGUUCAAGCACCUUUGGCCAUGUGGGAGGCUGGCAUUCAGCACAUAGAGCUGGAGAAAGGGAGCAAAGGACUUGGUUUUAGCAUUUUAGAUUAUCAGGAUCCAAUUGAUCCAGCAAGUACUGUGAUUGUAAUUCGUUCUUUGGUGCCUGGAGGCAUUGCUGAAAAGGAUGGACGACUUCUUCCUGGAGAUCGGCUCAUGUUUGUCAAUGAUGUUAACUUGGAAAACAGCAGUCUUGAGGAAGCUGUAGAAGCAUUGAAGGGAGCACCAUCCGGAACUGUGAGAAUAGGAGUUGCUAAGCCUUUACCUCUUUCACCAGAAGAAGGUUAUGUUUCUGCUAAGGAGGAUUCCUUUUUGUAUCCACCACACUCAUGCGAGGAGGAAGGGCUGGCUGACAAAGCUCUCUUCAGGGCUGACUUGGCUCUGGUGGACACAAAUGAUGGUGACUUAGUGGAUGAAUCCACAUUUGAGUCUCAAUAUUCUCCUGAUAAUGACAGUGUCUACUCCACUCAAGCAUCUAUUUUAUCUCUACAUGGCAGUGCUUGUGGUGAUGGCCUGAACUAUGGUUCCUCCUUUCCAUCCUCUCCUCCUAAGGAUGUCAUUGAAAAGUCUUCUGAUCCAGUACUUGAUCUGCAUAUGUCUUUGGAGGAACUAUACACCCAGAAUCUCCUGCAAAGACAGGAUGAGAAUCUACCUCCAGUAGACUUGAGCAUGGUGCCUGUUUCUGGCUUUACCAUAAAUGAUUAUAAUACAACUGCAAAUGCUCUUGAACAACAAUAUGAAUGUGAAAACACACUCACAUGGACUGAAUCUCAGUUACCAAGUGAAGUUAUAUCAAGUGCAGAACUUACCUCUCCUGUGCUACCUGAUCCCACUGGAAAGGGCUCUGAGUACUUGAUCGAACAGAGCUCUGUGGCCUCCGGUGCCGAGUGUGCCAUGCUCCAAAAUGUAUCCAAAGACUCUUUUGAGAGGACUAUUACUAUAGCAAAAGGCAAUUCUAGCCUAGGGAUGACAGUAAGUGCUAAUAAAGAUGGCUUGGGGAUGAUUGUUCGAAGCAUUAUUCAUGGUGGUGCCAUUAGUCGAGAUGGCCGGAUUGCGGUUGGAGACUGCAUCUUGUCCAUUAAUGAAGAAUCCACCAUCAGUUUAACCAAUGCCCAGGCACGAGCUAUGUUGAGGAGACAUUCACUCAUUGGGCCUGACAUAAAAAUUACUUAUGUGCCUGCAGAACAUUUGGAAGAGUUCAAAAUGAACUUGGAACAACAGUCUGGAGGAAUAAUGGCACUGGACAUUUUUUCUUCAUACACUGGCAGAGACAUUCCAGAGUUACCAGAGCGAGAAGAAGGAGAAGGCGAAGAAAGUGAACUUCAGAAUGCAGCAUACAGCAAUUGGAAUCAGCCCAGGCGGGUUGAACUUUGGAGAGAACCAAGCAAAUCCUUGGGCAUCAGCAUUGUUGGUGGACGAGGGAUGGGGAGUCGUCUAAGCAAUGGUGAAGUGAUGAGGGGCAUUUUCAUCAAACAUGUUCUUGAAGAUAGUCCAGCUGGCAAAAAUGGAACCUUGAAACCUGGAGAUAGAAUAGUAGAGGUGGAUGGAAUGGACCUCAGAGAUGCAAGCCAUGAGCAAGCUGUGGAAGCCAUUCGGAAAGCAGGCAACCCUGUAGUCUUUAUGGUACAGAGCAUUAUAAACAGACCAAGGAAAUCCCCUUUGCCUUCCUUGCCGCACAACCUUUACCCUAAGUACAACUUCAGCAGCACUAACCCAUUUGCUGACUCUCUACAGUUCAACGCUGACAAGGAAUUACAGAAUUCAAGUAGAAUUAUCUUCCACUGUUCCCCAACUAACCCUUUUGCUCCUAGUCCCUUUAAGGCACCCAGUCAGUUGGAGUCGGAGCCAGAGAAGGCUCCAUUGUGCAGUGUGCCCCCACCCCCUCCUUCAGCAUUUGCAGAAAUGGGCAGUGACCACGCACAGUCAUCUUCAAGCAGUAUCUCAGAAGAGGUGGACAAAGAGGAUGAGUUUGGAUACAGCUGGAAAAAUAUCAGAGAGCGUUAUGGAACCCUAACAGGAGAGCUACAUAUGAUUGAACUGGAGAAAGGUCGCAGCGGUUUGGGUCUAAGUCUUGCUGGGAACAGAGACCGAUCCAGAAUGAGUGUCUUCAUAGUGGGAAUUGAUCCAAAUGGAGCAGCGGGAAAAGAUGGUCGAUUGCAGAUUGCAGAUGAGCUUCUAGAGAUCAAUGGUCAAAUUUUAUAUGGAAGAAGUCAUCAGAAUGCUUCAUCAAUCAUUAAAUGUGCCCCUUCUAAAGUAAAAAUAAUUUUUAUCAGAAAUAAAGAUGCAGUGAGUCAGAUGGCUGUAUGUCCUGGAAAUACAGUAGAACCUUUGCCUUCUACCUCAGAGAAUCUUCAAAAUAAGGAAACAGAGCCAAGUAUUACUACUUCGGGUGCAGCUGUGGACCUCAGUUCAUUUAAAAAUGUGCAACAUCUGGAGCUUCCCAAGGAUCAAGGGGGUUUGGGCAUUGCUAUCAGUGAAGAAGAUACACUCAGUGGAGUCAUCAUAAAGAGUUUAACAGAGCAUGGUAUAGCAGCUAAGGAUGGACGGCUCAAAGUUGGAGAUCAGAUCUUGGCUAUCGAUGAUGAAAUUGUUGUUGGCUAUCCUGUUGAAAAGUUUAUUAGCCUUCUGAAGACAGCAAAGACGACAGUAAAACUCACCAUCCGUGCUGAGAAUCAAGAUUCCCAGCCUCUUCCUUCAGCAGCUGGCGCAGCCAAUGGAGAGAAGAAGAACAGCUCCCAGUCUCCAGUGGUCCCGCAGUCUGGCUCCCCAGAACCAGAAACCCUGCGAAGUACAAGCAGAUCGUCAACACCAGCGAUCUUUGCUUCUGAUCCUGCAACCUGCCCCAUCAUCCCUGGCUGCGAGACAACCAUUGAGAUUUCCAAAGGGCGAACGGGGCUGGGCCUGAGCAUUGUUGGGGGGUCAGACACACUGCUGGGUGCCAUCAUUAUCCAUGAAGUUUAUGAAGAAGGAGCAGCAUGUAAAGAUGGAAGACUCUGGGCUGGAGAUCAGAUUUUAGAGGUGAAUGGAAUUGACUUGAGAAAGGCCACACAUGAUGAAGCCAUAAAUGUCCUGAGACAGACGCCGCAAAGAGUGCGCCUGACACUCUACAGAGAUGAGGCCCCAUACAAAGAGGAGGAAGUGUGUGACACCCUCACUGUUGAGCUGCAGAAGAAGCCAGGAAAAGGCCUGGGAUUAAGUAUUGUCGGUAAAAGAAAUGAUACAGGAGUAUUUGUGUCAGACAUCGUCAAAGGAGGCAUUGCAGAUGCUGAUGGAAGACUUAUGCAGGGAGACCAGAUAUUAAUGGUGAAUGGAGAAGAUGUCCGUAAUGCCACCCAGGAAGCUGUUGCUGCUUUGCUAAAGUGUUCCCUAGGUACAGUAACCUUGGAAGUCGGAAGAAUUAAAGCCGGUCCAUUUCAUUCCGAGAGGAGGCCUUCUCAAAGCAGCCAGGUGAGUGAAGGUAGCCUAUCAUCUUUCACUUUUCCACUCUCUGGAUCCAGUACAUCUGAGUCACUGGAAAGUAGCUCAAAGAAGAAUGCACUGGCAUCUGAAAUACAAGGAUUAAGAACAGUCGAAAUAAAAAAGGGGCUUACCGACUCGUUGGGAAUCAGCAUUGCUGGAGGAGUGGGCAGCCCACUUGGUGAUGUUCCAAUAUUUAUUGCAAUGAUGCACCCAAAUGGAGUUGCAGCUCAGACCCAAAAACUCCGAGUUGGAGAUAGGAUUGUCACUAUCUGUGGCACAUCCACUGAGGGGAUGACCCACACUCAAGCAGUUAACCUACUGAAAAAUGCAUCUGGCUCCAUUGAAAUGCAGGUGGUUGCUGGAGGAGAUGUGAGUGUGGUCACAGGUCAUCAGCAAGAGCCUGCCAGUUCGAGUCUUUCUUUCACUGGGCUGACAUCAAGCAGUAUAUUUCAGGAUGAUUUAGGACCUCCUCAGUGUAAGUCUAUUACACUAGACCGAGGACCAGAUGGCUUAGGCUUCAGUAUAGUAGGAGGAUAUGGCAGCCCUCAUGGAGACUUACCCAUUUAUGUUAAAACAGUGUUUGCAAAGGGAGCAGCCUCAGAAGAUGGGCGUCUAAAAAGGGGCGAUCAGAUCAUUGCUGUCAAUGGGCAGAGUCUAGAAGGGGUAACCCACGAAGAAGCUGUUGCCAUCCUUAAGCGGACAAAAGGCACUGUCACUCUGAUGGUUCUCUCCUGAAUCAGCUGCCAGAAUUGAGCCAGCUCAACCCUUCUCUCACUGACUGCUGUAAAGUGAACAGAACUGGACUUGUGGAUAACCUUUCUUGCACUGUGUUCAUUGGUAGUCUUCAAAACCAUAGGGUGAAAAUAACAUUUAAGUUUGUUUUUCUCAUGUGAAAAUGAUUUUCUUACUGACAACCUAACAUCAUUUUUCCUUUCCUCUUGCAUUUUGUGAACUCAAACUCAAAGAGAAGGGAUAUUUGCAUAGGUAAAUCUGGUUUUUCUUUGUGAAGAUAUCUAACAUUUUGUAGUCACAUGGGCAAAAAUUAUUAUGUGCUAAGCUGGUUAGUAGAAAGAAAAGUAAUUAUAAAAUGUAUCAAAGAGAAAUGUCUUCAGUAAAUUAGGGUGAAAAAUGAAAAUAUAA
This is a messenger RNA of Microcebus murinus (gray mouse lemur), 8929 nucleotides long. Lineage: Eukaryota; Metazoa; Chordata; Mammalia; Primates; Cheirogaleidae. The record is from RefSeq and is a predicted model, not a curated record.